Messenger RNA from Opisthocomus hoazin, 1236 nucleotides. The record is from RefSeq and is a predicted model, not a curated record. NCBI's taxonomy places the organism in Eukaryota, Metazoa, Chordata, Aves, Opisthocomiformes, Opisthocomidae.
AUGGAGAUAAUAACUGAGAAGCAGAGAGAGACUAGGUAUUUCUGGAACAAUACUCCUGAAAAAAGCGAUUAUGAGGCUGUAGAAGCCCUUAUUUCUAUGAGCUGCAACUGGAAAUCAGACUUCAAAAAACAUGUGGAAAUGAGACCUAUAACUCCAGCAUCUGAUAUGUCGGAAGAGAGUGACGAGACUUCGCUUCCUGGAGCCGUGGACUUCAAUGCGAUACCAGCAUUUUGCCUGACCCCCCCGUACAGCCCUUCCGACUUGGAGAUGUCGCAGGUGGUCCAUCCCGCUGCAGCGCUUGGCAAGUCACCAGUCCAGGCUGCCAAGCCUCCGCUGGCCGCGCCUCGGAGGGAGGCCGGGCCUCUGAAGGCUCAAGCCACCAGCGUUAUCCGCCACACGGCUGACGCCCAGCUUUGUAAUCGCAAAACCUGUCCGGUGAGAACAGCCAGUGUGCUGAAGUACCAGGACGGCAUCUCGAGGGAGUCAAGCAGUAAACAAAAUGCCGAAGUGGAACGUUCGGCGUGUUCCGCCGUGGCACCAAGCGGUGAUGAGAGUGGCGAGCUGCCAGUACCGGAAGGAAAAACCGCAGAGGCCCCCCCCAUGCCCGUGAUUUGCCAGAUGGUCCCGCUGCCCACCAACAACAAUGUUGUGACAGCCGUGGUGCCCAGCCCCACGCCCAGCCAGCAGCCAGCUCUCUGCCAACCCAUGGUCUUCAUGGGCACCCAAGUUCCCAAAGGUGCCGUAAUGUUUGUUGUUCCCCAGCCCGUCGUGCAGAGCACGAAGGCUCCCAUUAUUAGUCCGAACGGCACGAGACUCUCUCCCAUUGCCCCUGCUCCCGGCUUUGUGCCCUCUGCAGCAAAAAACACUCCUCCAGCUGAUUCUUCAAGGAUAAGGAGUCACAUCUGCAGCUACCCAGGGUGUGGGAAAACCUACUUCAAGAGCUCCCAUUUGAAGGCUCACGUCAGAACACACACAGGUGAAAAGCCGUUUAGUUGCAGUUGGAAAGGCUGUGAGAGAAGGUUUGCGCGGUCUGACGAACUAUCUCGCCAUCGCAGAACACAUACCGGGGAGAAGAAGUUUGCCUGCCCGAUGUGUGAGCGGCGGUUCAUGAGGAGUGACCACUUAACGAAGCACGCGCGUCGCCACUUAUCGGCUAAGAAGUUGCCAAACUGGCAGAUGGAAGUGAGCAAGCUAAACGACAUCGCCGUGCCGCCAACACCUGCAGCCGCACAGUGA